AUGGCCGCUCCUCCCGGCAUGUCGCCGCAGCAGAUGGCGGCGUUCCAACAGCAUAUGCAGCAGCAGCUGGCCGCCGAGGCUUCAAAAAGAGGCAUGACGCCGGAGGAGUUUAUUAAAAUGCAGCGCGAGCAGGUCAACGCCGAGGCUGCCAAGCACGGCAUGACUCCGGAACAAUACGUCAACAACAUGCGCAUGAGGGCUCUUCAGCAGCGUGCAGCAGCUCAACAGCAGGCGCAGGCACAGGGUCAAGGUCAACCAGCACAAGGCCAACCGCAGGCGCAAGGACAGCAGCAGCAACAACAACAGCAACAACAAGGGCAACCCCAGGGACAGCCGCAGCAACCGCCACAACAGCAGACAGUUCAACAGCAAGUUCCGGUCAACCCCAACAAUCCUCCCGAUCCAAAGGCAAUUGCUGUGGCAAAAUGGCUGCGCUCCCAGAACUUGAAGAGCCGCACAUGUAUUUUGGACGGCCAGCGCAAAGAUAUGUUUAAAGUCAAACGUGCCAUUCGUGCUCUCGAAUCUCCGGCAUAUGCCAAAGCCUCUGGCAAGAGCAAGGGUCUUCUCCCCCCAGUGACAGACCGGGCUUCUGCCGAAAACGUCUUCAAACUUCUCCCCCUCUCUUUGCUCGCAUUACGGAUUUCCAAACACGACCCACACGCAGGCCACGGACACGGCAAAGGAAAGCGUAUCAAGGGCCUUUGGACGGUGAAAAUCGAACAACACCAAGAAACAGAUCCCAUGAUGCACUACGUCUUCCUCUACGAGGGUCCACAAUGGAAGCAAAAGGCCAUGGCUGCCGCCGUGGUCGCGGGUAUUUUCGCAGUUGUUCUCUUCCCGUUGUGGCCGAUUAUGCUGCGACAGGGUGUCUGGUAUCUGAGUGUUGGUAUGAUGGGUCUGCUGGGUCUCUUCUUCGCCAUGGCCAUUUUCCGACUUAUCUUGUUCUGUAUCACCGUCUUUGCUGUUCCUCCUGGACUGUGGCUGUUCCCUAAUCUUUUCGAAGACGUUGGAUUCUUUGAUAGUUUCAAGCCUGUUUGGGGCUGGCAAGAGAAGAAGAAGAAGAAGCCCAAGAAGGCCAAGAAAUCCGCACCGGAAGCUGCUUCUGAACCUGCUGCCACACCUGUCUCUACUGCCGAUGCCACUGCCCCUACUUCCACCUCCUCUGCUACUACAUCUGGCGCAGCUCCCGCCGCAGGUGCCGACACGCCCACCAAGCGCGUUCUCACAGCUAGCGUGGAAGACGUAGAGGAAGAAUAG
Molecule: messenger RNA, 1257 nt
Organism: Talaromyces rugulosus
Lineage: Eukaryota; Fungi; Ascomycota; Eurotiomycetes; Eurotiales; Trichocomaceae
Exons: 3
Coding region: 1-1257 (418 amino acids)
Biological process (GO): post-translational protein targeting to membrane, translocation
Cellular component (GO): endoplasmic reticulum; endoplasmic reticulum membrane
Source: RefSeq, a predicted model, not a curated record